CGGACGUUGCCAAUUGCCAUAUGAGACUCAGGAACGACUUUUGUGGUAAUAGAACACUGUUGUGUAACAAGGUCAAGAUCGCGCUCGUAAUCUGUCUCGGAGCCAUUCUUGUAUCCAUGCUCAGGUGCACGACACAUAAGUUGUGCCGACCCACACGGAUGCAGUCCAGUAAUGCAUCAUGGUGGGUCCAAAUUCUGCACUGGUCGCUACGCCUGUAUCUCCCUCGAGCUCAUGUCGCUACAACUUACUCAUAGUUUCAUCAUAUCAUACCGUUUAAUAUGCCGAUGCAUCAGAUUUGGGACAACCAGCAGCACAAGACGCAUAUCUGCACCUUCCGCCCGCCGUGUCAACCUCGUGCCUCUUCGUCUGAACCCUACUGCUGCCUGCCUGUUGUUAUUCAUCAGAAGGAACACUACAACUCCAAAUGUCUCGCAUUAUUACCUUUGGUUCUCUGGCGGUGAAGCGUCGAAAGUAAGAGAACAAUCUUGCUUCACCAAAUUGGAUGCUCAGCAAACAAGAACUGGCCUCGGAGUAUUGAAGUGUACACUCUAUAAUUAUGGCCUGUGUCCGCAAUGGGAGGGGGUGUGGAAGUGGUUCAUCAAGAAUGUCAAUGGUGUACCCACAGCUGCUAGACGUGACAAAACAAUCUCCACGUAA
Truncatella angustata is the source of this 657-nucleotide messenger RNA. RefSeq lists its product as uncharacterized. The transcript has a single exon. The record is from RefSeq and is a predicted model, not a curated record. Bases 172 to 657 code for a protein of 161 amino acids. Lineage: Eukaryota; Fungi; Ascomycota; Sordariomycetes; Amphisphaeriales; Sporocadaceae.